AGAUGAUCCAUCAUUUCCCGGAUAUUUCCCAUCGCUCUCUCUCUAUCUCUCUCACCCCUAUUGGUUCUGCACCGGAGUCGUCCUUGUGUGGCUGCGUCUCUUGCAGACCACGACUCUCCAGAUCGAGGGCAAGCCCUAACUCUCCAUCGCCAAAUCCCAACUCUUCGUUUCCCAAAGAAGAGAAGCGCAGGGGAUUUGCUCUAGGUUUCGUUGGUUUUUAAGAUGGACGGAAACAAAGAUGAGGCAUUGAAAUGCUUGAGAAUUUGUCGGGAGGCGCUGGAGGCCGGGGAUCGAACCCGCGCCCUCAAAUUCGUCACGAAGGCACGCCGGCUUGAUCCAACUUUGCUGGUUGAUGAUCUCCUAUCGGCGAUCGAAGGUCAAUCCGCUGACCAGUCAGCCGCACCGGCAGGCGAAUCAUCAUCACAGGCUUCGACGAAGCCCUCUGAACAGUCUUCGGUUCGGCAUAGGGUUUCGGCAGGUGGGUCUUCUACAUCGACCUCUUCAGUGGCUUACACGGAAGAGCAGAUAACCAUCGUGAGGCAAAUUAAGAAGAAGAAGGAUUAUUAUGAGAUUUUGGGUCUAGAGAAGACUUGCACUGUGGAUGAUGUCCGAAAGGCAUACAGGAAGCUUUCUUUGAAAGUUCACCCCGAUAAGAAUAAGGCCCCUGGUGCUGAGGAGGCCUUCAAGGCAGUGUCGAAGGCUUUUCAGUGCUUAAGCAACGAAGAGAGUAGGAAAAGGUACGAUCUUGUUGGUUCCGAUGAGCCUGUUCUUGAGCGGCGCACAACAAGGCAUAAUCCGCAUGGAUAUAAUGGAUUUUAUGAUGCUGAAAUUGAUCCCGAUGAGAUCUUUAGGAAUUUCUUCUUUGGUGGAAUGCAUCCGGCAACGGCUCAGUUUGGAGGGUUUGGCUUUGGGAGGGGCACGGGACCAAGGAUGGGCGAUCAUGGGUCUGGAGGUUUUAAUCUACGGACACUCAUUCAGUUACUGCCGGUGCUUGUGCUGCUACUCUUGAACUUUUUGCCAUCCUCGGAGCCAAUAUAUGCCCUAUCUAGGAAAUAUCCUUAUGAAUACCGAUUUGUUACUCAAAAGGGCGUCAAUUAUUAUGUGAAGACAGCAAAUUUUGAGCAACAGUACCCUCCUAAUACCCAAGAACGUGUGGCUCUUGAAAGGCGAGUUGAGAGUGAUUACUUUUCAAUUCUUGCCCAGAAUUGUCAGCUUGAGUUGCAACGUAAACACUGGGGAUUCAUACAGGAAACACCACAUUGUGACAUGCUAAGGCAGUAUGAGAGUGUGGCUUAAUGUCUUCAUCCAAGAUUUCUUGUCGGUGCAACUAUCAACAUUUUAAAUUUCAAAAGAUUCAUUGGGAUUUGGAAUUUUUUGCACUGGAGGGAUGAUGAAUGUAGUAUAGCUGUCACAUUGAGAUUAUUUCCAUGAAAGCCAUGUCCUUACUUUGUCACCUUUAUUCAAUAUGUCGUGCUGCUAAAACUUCUGGCAGCAUAUAUAUGCACCAUGAAUAUUCUCUCUCCUGUGCCCUCUCGACAAGUUGCUUUUAUGGUGGUUUCAGCAAUUGCGUGCUGGAAUUGGCAUGACCACAGAUUCAGACAGCAUCUCAGAGACUAUAUUGUGCACAGACUAAUUGAGUUUUAUAUGAAAUAUUGGUUGAUAUAUGUUGGCCCCCGUGUGAAAAAUUUAAGAUCCGCCUCUUUAUUUAUCCUCCACGGCAUCUUCAGAGCUGUCCAUCUUUGCUGCCAUAUAUGAGGCUUCAUUGCUGUGAUUUGCAGGCUGGUAUGGUAUGAUUGGUGUUCCCCAAUUUUUGGAGUGGCUGUUCAGCUGGAGUGAUCAAUAUCAUAUUUUGCAUUUUAUGAAUAUAACAUUCAAAAUAAAGAGUCUUCUACUCUUUUUGUGACUCA
Molecule: messenger RNA, 1907 nt
Organism: Malania oleifera
Lineage: Eukaryota; Viridiplantae; Streptophyta; Magnoliopsida; Santalales; Ximeniaceae
Product: chaperone protein dnaJ 49-like
Exons: 3
Coding region: 223-1296 (357 amino acids)
Biological process (GO): cellular response to misfolded protein
Cellular component (GO): endoplasmic reticulum membrane
Molecular function (GO): Hsp70 protein binding
Source: RefSeq, a predicted model, not a curated record